Molecule: messenger RNA, 1404 nt
Organism: Apaloderma vittatum (bar-tailed trogon)
Lineage: Eukaryota; Metazoa; Chordata; Aves; Trogoniformes; Trogonidae
Gene: UFSP2
Product: UFM1-specific peptidase 2
Exons: 11
Source: RefSeq, a predicted model, not a curated record
GUAAUUCUAGAAGCUAUGGACAUACUCUUUAGAGUAAGAGGAGGCUUGGAUCUCGCAUUUCAGCUAGCAACUACUGACGAGGCAUCAACGAAAAAGGCAUUAGGAUAUGUUUUCAGUGAUCUUGCAAACAAACUGUCCUCAGAUGUUCUUGUAUUAAGAAUUUGCCACAGUUCAGUCUAUCUGUGGCCUAACUGUGGUACAAACACUGUUCCAGAGCUGACUGACGAAUCUGCUUGUAAGGAGAUAAGACGAUUUAUACAAUUUGAUCAAGAUGAUGAGAUGAAAAGAAAGCUUGGCAAAAAAAAGGAUAAAAAGUUACAAGAUACGCAGCAGAUAGUCAAUAUAGACCUCAUGUUGGAAAUGACAUCUCCAUUAGCUGCUUUGGCUCCAGUCAUUGAAAGAGAAAAUAAGGAACACCACUACAUAAAUAUGACGUUACCUGUUGAUGUUGUUGUGUCUGUUUCUCCAGAAGAAACAUGGGGAAAGGUACAAAAUCUCCUGGUGAAAGCAAUUCACAGGCAGUUAACAGACAUGGAAAGGUGUAUCAUGAAAUAUAUGAAAGGAACAUCAAUUGUGGUUCCAGAACAAUUUCAUUUCAUGUUACCAGGAAAAGAUCACCUUGUAACAAUCUCAUAUCCUACAGGUAUUUCAGAUGAUCAGCUGGAGAGUUACAGAAAGGAAUUGCAUGGGUUAUUCAAUCUGCCUUGUGACAGACCGUAUUUCAAGAGAGCAAAUGCUUAUCAUUUUCCAGAUGAACCAUAUAAAGAUGGGUAUCUCAGAAAUCCACAUUUACAUCUCAGUUCGCCUGGUAUGGAGUCUGGUAUGGUUUAUCUAGUGCAUGGUGUGUAUAGUUAUCACCACUAUAUGCAGGAUCGGAUUGAUGACAGUGGCUGGGGCUGUGCCUAUCGCUCCUUACAGACAAUCUGUUCUUGGUUCAAGCACCAAGGUUACAUGGAUUCACCUGUACCAACACACAAGGAAAUUCAACAGGCACUGGUUGAUGCUGGAGACAAGCCAGCAGCGUUUGUUGGAUCGCGGCAAUGGAUUGGCUCAAUUGAGGUGCAGCUUGUUUUGAAUCAGCUUUUUGGAAUAACAUCAAAAAUACUAUUUGUCAGUCAGGGCUCUGAACUAGCAUUGCAGGGAAGAGAGCUUGCUAAUCACUUCAAGACAGAAGGGACUCCAGUCAUGAUUGGUGGAGGUGUUUUGGCUCACACAAUAUUAGGAGUGGCUUGGAAUGAGAUUACAGGGCACAUAAAGUAUUUGAUUCUAGACCCACAUUACACUGGAGGAGAAGAUCUGCACGUUAUUUUGGAAAAGGGCUGGUGUGGAUGGAAGGGCCCAGAGUUUUGGAAAAAGGACGCCUAUUACAACCUGUGCCUACCUCAACGACCAAAAGCUAUUUAA